Choloepus didactylus (southern two-toed sloth) is the source of this 5197-nucleotide messenger RNA. RefSeq names its product myocardial zonula adherens protein (gene MYZAP). Gene Ontology annotation, biological process: maintenance of ER location; intracellular signal transduction. The record is from RefSeq and is a predicted model, not a curated record. Bases 1 to 1173 code for a protein of 390 amino acids. NCBI's taxonomy places the organism in Eukaryota, Metazoa, Chordata, Mammalia, Pilosa, Megalonychidae. The transcript is spliced from 11 exons. Gene Ontology annotation, cellular component: intracellular anatomical structure; RNA polymerase II, holoenzyme; nuclear envelope.
AUGUUGCGCUCCACGUCCACAGUCACCCUGCUCUCGGGCGGCGGCGCCAAGGCGCCCGGGGCGCCCAGCAGGAGGGCAAACGUCUGCAGGCUGCGGCUGACCGUACCUCCUGAGAGUCCAGCUUCUGAGCUCAGUGAGAAGAAGGCUGAAAGAAAAGAGCAGCAGCCGGACCAGAGCAAUGGAGAACCUGCCAGGAAACUUCCUCAGGGUGUUGUUUAUGGUGUGGUGCGAAGAUCAGAUCAAAAUCAGCAGAAAGAAAUGGUGGUGUACGGGUGGUCCACCAGUCAGCUGAAAGAGGAGAUGAACUACAUCAAAGACGUGAGAGCCACUUUGGAAAAAGUAAGGAAGCGAAUGUAUGGAGACUAUGAUGAGAUGAGACAGAAAAUUCGACAGCUCACCCAGGAACUAUCGGUUUCCCAUGCUCAGCAGGACUAUCUAGAGAAUCACAUCCAGAUACAGUCGUCAGCCCUGGACAGGUUUAAUUCCACGAACUCGGCCUUGGCAUCGGACUCCCUUGGCCUGCAGAAAACCCUUGUGGAUGUUACUUUGGAAAACAGCAGCAUUAAGGACCAAAUGAGAAAUUUGCAGCGGACAUACGAAGCAUCCAUGGACAAGCUGCGGGAAAAGCAGAGGCAGUUGGAGGUUGCGCAAGUGGAAAACCAGCUGCUGAAAAUGAAGGUGGAAUCAUCCCAAGAAGCGAAUGCGGAGGUGAUGAGAGAGAUGACCAAGAAGCUGUACAGCCAGUACGAAGAGAAGCUGCGAGAAGAGCAGCAGAAGCACAGUGCUGAGAAGCAGGCUCUCCUGGAAGAAACGAAUAGUUUUCUGAAAGCGAUUGAAGAAGCCAAUAAAAAGAUGCAUGCAGCAGAGAUCAGCUUAGAGGAGAAAGACCGGAGGAUCGGGGAGCUGGACCGGCUGAUAGAGCGCAUGGAGAAGGAACGCCAUCAAUUGCAACUCCAACUUCUAGAGCAUGAAACAGAAAUGUCAGGGGAAAUAACUGAUUCUGACAAGGAAAGGUAUCAGCAGUUGGAGGAGGCAUCAGUCAGCCUCCGUGAGCGGAUCAGACACCUGGAUGAUAUGGUGCAUUGCCAGCAGAAGAAAGUCAAGCAGAUGGUUGAGGAGAUCAUGUCACACGAACUCUUCUCCGGAUUUAGUCUCCGGCUCUUUGGAAGAUGAUAAAAUGGUAGCCUGCUCUGGGUUGGAAGGAAGUCCUUUUAUUGUUCGUGACUAGAAGAACACUUGUACUCUCUGUGCUGGAAAGAGGUGGCAUUUAUCUGUGAGGAGCCGAUGAACAAAACAGGAGGGCCUUGCUCUUGAAAGGACAAGUUGACCAUGUAGGGCUCUCGUUUGAGAGAACACCCAACUCGUACAUGUCACCUUGUACAUCCUCAAACUGCAGAGUCAAGAGAACUCAAAGAGCCACAGAGCAUUUUUUAGAAACUUAGGUUGCUAGACCUCCAAGAAGGAAAUGCAAUGAAAAAUAGUAGUAAAAAAUAAUUCGGAGAAUGCCAGGUGGAAAAUGAAGCCUUACUUAUGGAAAAACUGCCAAGGACAUCUGCUAAGGAGAUGGGAAGAGGGCUUGAAGAACUUCAGUGCUCCAGGAAGGAAGUGCUACCCACCAUAUCACACCCCAGAAAAUACAGAUGCAGCCGAGUUUCCGGGUAGUCUGAUUAUAUUAAUGUGCGGGAGGCGGCCCUGAGGUUGUCCUUUGAAUGGGUAUCAACUGCACUAGUCGAUGUAACCCUCUUCUUGUUUGUUUGUUUAAGAAAGGUUUGGGUUGCAUCUAUCGCCAAGGGUAUUUUACCUGAAUAGAGAGUUAACCACCUUCUUGAAAAGACAUACAUCUGAUGAAAAGAGAAAUAUAAUCAGCAGAAAUUUAUUGAAAUGAAAUAUACUUCAUGGUACUUUAUUCUUAAAGCUGCCUUCCUUGAGGCAGGUGCAGGUGAUAGUAUUUCAUCAAAACUCAGUGAUGCUUAGAAUCUAAUAGUAGUGGUUGCAGUGGGUGGUAUUAGCCUACGUAUGCUAGUAGGCUGGGUUGAGGGAGUGAGUUUAUUCAGAGUCCCAGUGUCUGUCACUUAGAUGCUGGGUGGUUCUCCACACCCACCACUUUCCCAUGGCAAAGUGGGCCUGUAGAUGCUUUCUUGUCAAUAUUUGUCACUAGUCUUUCAUUUAGAUGCUUCUUCCCAGCGUAAGCAAAUAGAGAGUGGAUGGGAAAGGAAGCAGAUGAAUAAUUUUCCCCGUUAGUAAUAGCCUGUGCCUACUGCUCUGUUUAAAUGCAGAUUCCCUGCUAAGGCGGGGCAGCUGAUGAUCUGCAGGGUAGGCGGAGUUCCACCAGAGAGAUUGGAGUCAAAUUUGAUAAGUGCUAAUCUGGAUGUCAUGCUAGCGUAAUCCGCCCUAUUUGUUGGAAUACCUUUUCUGCCAUGUUUUUCUAAGCCCUGAUGGACAAGUUACUGUCCUUUGUUCUAGUGGAAUAGAUUCAUUACCCAGUUACAAAAAUUGAAAUAAUAUUUAAAAGAGGGCCUAAUGACUUUUAGAGCAAGUGUGUUGCCCAUGUGAGCCUCUCUUCCCUGGUUACAUGCUCUUCCCCUCCCCACCCCCGCCCUUGGUGCCCUUGGUGUUUCUUCUCUCUCUGGGCCAUGGACAGUACCUGCAGGCCAGGUGGGCCUUAUUUUGGGGAGCAGAUGGCAAGCAGCCUGGCCCUGUGGGGCCUGGCUGUGCUGGGACCAGGCUGGGGGACUCCACGAGGAAAGGCCUACACUCCUCGCUCGCCUCACCCUAGUCCCAGCGCUGGGUCCUGCGCUAAUGGGUGAUCUCCAAGAUCUGGGACCUCUGCUUUCCAGGACCUACCUCGACUGGCUCCUCCCUGCCUUUGCUAGCGAACCUCACCUCACCCCUUUCCUGCCUAGACUGUCGUGUGGUCUGAACUUGACUUAUUGCCAGUCAAACCUGAGUUAUCUGCUCAAAUCCUACCCCAAUACCACUCCCCCUACACACACACACUUAACACACACACACACACACACACACACACACACACACUUACCACCCCCAUCCUUCCCCACCCUCCUUUUACCUGGAUCCUUAUUCUUGGACUCCUAAGGCUACAGUCGGUCCCAUAUGCUGCUAACCUGCAGGAGGUGCUACUCGAAAGUUCAAGGCGAAAUUUAUCGAUAGUAAGUGAAUAUGUCAUAGUGUCAAAUUCUAGUGUUUAACCUUAUAUUAGUCCCUUCUUUUAAAAUCUUAGGUAUUUUAUCUAAAAUGUGAAGCUUUUAGAUGUUAUCAGAACUAUCACGUGUGUAAGCCUUUUCUCCUAUGCAUUUUAGAAAGAAAUAUUGCAGGUUCAUUUUGUGAUGUCUGUUGAUUACUGUAUUUGCAAUACAAAUUGUCCUUUCAAGGCAGGAAGUCUGUUCUUUGUAAAUGUCAUUGAACCCACUUUCUCUUUGUUGUCAUUGUUUCUAACAGGCUUUGCGAUAUUUCUCGCAGACCUGGAUGCCUGAAUUUUGCCUGUAGAGAGUGCCGGCAGGCUAAGGAGUUUGUAUUCCAAGUAGCAGCCAGUUAUUGAGUGUUUCUCAUGUUUCAGGGCUGGCCAUAAGGCCUCACUGAGAGUCCCACGGUAGCCUCAUGUGGGGGCCGGUGUUAGCUCAAUUAUUUUAGGACAGAGAUUGAGGCUUAGAAUCUUAAAAACUGAGUAGCCUGCAGUCCCUCGGCAAAUAAUGGGGGUGCUGGGGUCCACACACAGACCUUUGACUCAAAAGUCAGUGUUUAUCUUUUCUUCUUGUUUUUAUUUUUGUUUUGUUUUUUAGAUUGGAAAAAGAAAUUUAAUACAGAAAAUUAUAGAGAAUGAUUAAAAACAAAAAUCCCAUUUACCCUCCUCCAGAAUUAACAAAUGUAACAUUUUGGCAUAUUUGUUUCAGAUUUUCUUUUUAAUAAAAGAAAUAAAAUAUUACAGAUAAAGAAGAGGUUCCCUUUUUAUUCUUCCUCAGUUCUGUUCCUUUUCCUUCCUCCCCUCUCCCUCCUUCUUCAGAGGGAACUGCUACAGGAAUUCGCUGUCCAUCCAGGCCAUGUUUCUUUGCUUUUACAUACUUAUAUAUGUAUCAAUAUUCAGCUUAGUUUAUAUGCUUAAAAUUUUACAUAAGUAGUUUUGUACAUAUUUUGCAACUUGCUCUUUAUCCCAAUUUUGAUUUUGCUGUUAUUAUGUACAGAUCUAAGUUAUUCAUUUUUAAUGUCUAUAUAGUAUUCCAUUAUAUGAUUAGAUUGUGACUUAUUUAUCCAAGACCCUAUUAAUGGGUAUUUAGUUUGUUUCAAAGUUUUAUUCUUUUAUAACCAGUGCUGAACAUGUAUCCAUGCUUCUCUAGUUAGGGGAUGUACUUAGAGGAGGAAUUACUAGGGCCUGGGGUUGGCCCAAUUUCAGUUUUACUAGAUAUUGCCCACAUGCUCUCCAAUAUGAGCACUUCCAUCAGUCAUGUAUGACAGGGUAGAUUUCUCCACAUCCUCACUGCCACUUGGCACUCACUGCUAGACUAUAAUUUUAGCUAGUUGUGACAUGGUAUCUCAUUUUAGUUUUGUCAGCCUGACUGCUACUACUUAUUUCAACUAGUGAGGUUCAGCAUCUUUUCAUAAGCUUAUUGACCAUUCAGGCUUCCUCUUUCUUUGAAUUGGUAGUUCAGAUCUUUUGUUCAUUUCUCUAUUAGGUUGUUUAUCCUUUUUCCUGCUGAUUUGUAGGAAGUCUUUAUAUUUUAUCAAUAGUAAUCAUUCAUCAAAAAACAUUUGGAUGCAAUUAUCUUCUCCCAGCAAUGGUUUUUCGUAUGAUUAUUUGUUUAUGGUGUCUUUUAUAAUAUACAAGUCUUAAAUGUUGGUAUGGUUCAGUUUAUCAGUCUUUUUGUAGUGUUUUGUUAUGUCUGUCUGUUAUAAAGAUAUUUUCUGUUAUAUUUGAAAUUAUUGUUUUUCAUCUUUAGAUUUUUAAUUACAAUCCCCACCCCACACUAUUCUCACCUUCCUUAUUCUCUUUUUCUCCACAGUCCUUAUCAUCUUCUAAUUCACCAUACACUUUACUUAUCUGUUUUGCUUAUGUUUUGUUUAUUGUCUGUUUUCCCUCGCUAGAAUGUACGCUCCAUGAGGGCAGGGACUUUUGUCUGUUUUGUUCACGGCUGUAUCCCUAACACCUGGAACAGUCACUGGCAUAUAGUAGGUGCUCAAUAAA